UAGGUAUUAUUAUAGGUUACUGUAUUUAGCCGAAGCGCGUCUCUGCUGUAACUCUGAGCCGCGAGCCGGUCAGGAUGUUUCCCCGGUGUGGAGUAGGGCUGUAUUUUGUGAGCGGACCCUGAAAGCGUUUCAAAAUCAGAAGAGAAACAGCUUCACUUCAGCAGCUCGAGGGAAACUGGUAACUUAGUUUAUCAGGAGAAGGGAGGUGAUCAGAGCUCCAGCGCCGCGCUGUGUGUGUGUCGGGAUGGGGGAGAAGCCUCUGAGAGUGCUUGCCUGUGGAGACGUCGAAGGCAAAAUCACUGCUUUGUUUAACCGAGUAAACACAAUCCAAAAAAAGAGCGGGCAGUUUGAUUUAUUAUUAUGCGUUGGUGAAUUCUUUGGUACCUCUCCAGAGGCUGAAACAGAAUGGGAGGCGUACAAGUCUGGAGCUAAAAAAGCUCCCAUCCACACAUACGUUCUGGGGGCUGCAAGUCAGGAGACUGUGAAGUAUUUCUCCAGCUCUGAUGGUUGUGAAUUGGCUGAAAAUAUCAUCUACUUGGGGCGCAGAGGAAUUUUCACAGGAGCUUCAGGUCUUCAGAUUGCAUAUGUGAGUGGCAGAGAGGCUCAACAUGAGCCUGCACCUGCUCACUGCUUUACUGCAAAGGAUCUCAUAGCUCUGGUCACUCCCCUGGUGUCCAACUCGAAGUUUAAAGGAGUUGACAUUCUCCUGACCUCUCAGUGGCCUAGAGGAGUGUGGCAGUUUGGCAACAAUCCUGAAAUUGACACAAAGUUCUGUGGAGUUUCCUCCAUUGCAAAUCUUGCAGAAAAGCUGAAACCUCGCUACCACUUUGCUGCACUGGAAGGUGUUCACUAUGAACGACUGCCAUACAGAAACCAUUUGGUUCUUCAAGAAAAUGCACAGCAUGUCAGUCGAUUCAUUGCACUGGCGACAGUUAACAAUUCUGCUAAGAAAAAGUACUUGUAUGCUUUUAACAUUGUCCCGAUGAAAAAUAUGGAUGCUGCAGAAUUAGUCAAACAGCCUCAGGAUGUGACAGAGACCCCUUACAGGAAAUCUCUAAAAGAAGGCAAGAUGGAAAAGCCUCCUCCAUCUGUACUCGAUGAGGAGGAGCCUGCUUCUCAGUUCUUCUUUGAUCUGGGCCAGAAGAAGCAGCAGCACCACCGGCACCAGCACAACCAGGGUGGAGGCCGGAAGCGGCAUUCAGAGGACGACAGAUCUGGUCAACCUAGGCAGCACCGCAAACCCCCUCAGCCUACUGGACCCUGUUGGUUCUGUUUAGCCAGCCCUGAGGUGGAGAAGCACUUGGUCAUCAGUAUUGGGACACAUUGUUACAUGGCAAUGGCUAAGGGCUUCCUCACCCCUGACCAUGUGCUGCUGUUGCCCAUCGGACACUACCAGUCUGUGGUGGAUAUGCCAUCAGAUGCUGUAGAUGAACUGGAGAAAUACAAGAGUGCUGUCAGGAAAUUCCAUAAGAGCCGUGGUCAGCGCUGCGUUCUGUUCGAGAGGAACUACCGCAGCCAACAUCUUCAGUUACAGGUGGUGCCUGUGCCGAUGGAGAAGUGCAGUACGGAGGACAUUAAGGAAGCCUUCGUGGUGCAGGCUCAGGAGCAGCAGAUGGAACUGAUGGAAAUUCCAGAGCACACAGACCUCAAACAGAUUGCUCCACCAGGAACUCCUUACUUCUAUGUGGAACUGGACACAGGAGAGAAACUGUUUUACCGAAUCAAGAAGAACUUUCCAUUGCAGUUUGGCAGGGAAGUGUUGGCAAGCGAGGCAGUGAUGAACAUUCCGACGCGGUCAGACUGGAGAGAUUGUAAAAGCAGCAAGGAAGAGGAAGAGGCUCUGGCAAAAAAGGUCCGCUCUGGUUUUGAGGCUUUUGACUUCACCAUGGAUGACUGAGAAUCUUGCCAGUAACCAACACAUUUCUCAAUGCACACAAACACACUUGAAAAUGACCCAUUUGGUCUGAUUUUUUUUUCCAAACACAGAUGCAGAAUUUCAGUACAUAUUUUCAUUUUUUUAUGUUUUUAAACUGAUGUCAUCCCAGCAUUUUGCUCUUAAUAUUUGAACUGACCAGAGAUGGAUUCUGUUGAAAAUAUUACAGAAAGAAGUUUUUCUUGACUAUUGUUUUUAAAGGAAUUUGUGGAAGAACCUGUUCAUAGUCAUUGUAUAGUCAAGAAUAUCCUCUUUUUACCAAGUGUUUGUUUAUUAAAAUACUUUUUGAACAGUG
Molecule: messenger RNA, 2228 nt
Organism: Astyanax mexicanus (Mexican tetra)
Lineage: Eukaryota; Metazoa; Chordata; Actinopteri; Characiformes; Acestrorhamphidae
Gene: cwf19l1
Product: CWF19 like cell cycle control factor 1
Exons: 14
Coding region: 245-1897 (550 amino acids)
Biological process (GO): mRNA splicing, via spliceosome
Cellular component (GO): post-mRNA release spliceosomal complex
Molecular function (GO): RNA lariat debranching enzyme activator activity
Source: RefSeq, a predicted model, not a curated record